Molecule: messenger RNA, 1613 nt
Organism: Opisthorchis viverrini
Lineage: Eukaryota; Metazoa; Platyhelminthes; Trematoda; Opisthorchiida; Opisthorchiidae
Exons: 4
Coding region: 700-1554 (284 amino acids)
Biological process (GO): positive regulation of mRNA splicing, via spliceosome
Cellular component (GO): spliceosomal complex
Molecular function (GO): RNA binding
Source: RefSeq, a predicted model, not a curated record
CCGGUCGUCGAUGUUUCAGUUUCCUUGACUUUUCAACUAUAAGUGUAAAUGGGAUCUUAUCACAAAUAAAUAAACUGCAAGAUUUGUCCUUGUGUGGGGUGCCAACCGUGGAGCGACCUAAGCUCCGGCCUAUGUACGUCGAGUUUUCCCUGCGAAGUCCUACUAUAAUGGCAUUUUGGCUGCUCAACGGCUUUGAAACCGACAGAUCGUACUGAGUAGCCAGUAAAAGAAGAUGGAGCGUGGUUCUUCGGCAAGUUGUAUGAAGGCUAACCGAGUAUACUCGUCGAAAAUAGGGUAACGCCAGCAAGUCCCAAACCGAGCUUCCCAAAACGGAAUUAUUUCAGUCGCCUAAUUCAGCAACCCUAGCGAGUUUCAAAAUUCCAGUUAAAUACAUCGGAGAGACGUUGCGCCCGAAAAGCCACAGGUCGGUAUAACAAACUGGGUGAAUCUUCAAACCGCCCGUCUCUGCAAGUCGCAUCGGGAAGACUAGCCGAAGGUACUCAGCAUAGGGGUGUGCCAGCAAGUCUCAAGACAAGACAAUGGCUGACAAGCGUGUCAAAGUGGAUUAAAUUUCUGUCAACUAAAUCAGGAAAACUAGCAAGAUCCAAAAACCUGUUAAACGGAGACGGCAUUGUCCGAUGAACUUGACUCAGGUUCCUAUAUCGAGAUGGAUCAAAGCAUAGCAUACAAGUCAACAAAAUGCAAGAUGUAUUCUUUGUUUGUUCAUUUCCGGCUGGUCGUCGUAUUUGUCAAGCAACGGUUGCCGUACUGUCUACUUUCAUAGCUAUGUCUUACGUGGAUUCACCCACGGGGGGUCACCGCCGGGCUCCGCGGUACGACGACUACGCGCCUCGCACCAGGGAGUACUCGGAUGACACCGAUAGAUCCCGAGGUUAUUCUGGACGUAGGGAUCGUCCUCGGGAAUCCAAUGGUUAUGGGCGUGAUGACGACCGCCGUCCGUCGUACGGUAGCCGUUACGAAAGUGCUGGUCCGACGAGGUAUGCGGGUGAAGUUCGUGGGCGCGGACCGAACGCUGGUGUUGUUCCGAAACCUUCACGCAUACUUGGUGUCUUUGGCCUUUCUCUGCGUACUGAAGAGCGCCAUUUAUACGAUAUAAUGAGUGCGUAUGGUCCUUUAGAGGAUAUCCAGAUUGUUUAUGACAGUCUUACAGGUCGCUCUCGAGGCUUCGCGUUUGUUUAUUUCCAAUCUUUGGAAGACGCACGUGCUGCGCGAGCUGCUUGUGCGCGUGGACUGGAGCUGCACGAUCGCGUUCUCCGUGUUGACUACAGCUUGACCAGUGCCCCUCAUCAGCCAACCCCCGGCGUUUACAUGGGCAAAGAUAAAAGACGUGGAUUCUCGGAUCGAAAUAGACGCUUUGGAUACAGCGAUCGACGCGCACCUCGUUCUGGACCAUACCGCCGCUCAAGGUCACGUUCUCGAUCUGUUCACCGGUCGCGUGUGGAUUCGAGUAGCAGGUCGCGCAGCCCGCCUCGGGAUAGCUUUGCUCGCCUACCAAAAGAUGACUGGUCGGAUCGGAGCCCGUCACCACGAUAAUCAGAACACUUCUAACGCCUAUGUUCAUGUUUUCGCAUUUCAAACAAAAUAGAACGUUC